Sphaeroforma arctica JP610 is the source of this 485-nucleotide messenger RNA. RefSeq lists its product as hypothetical. The transcript is spliced from 4 exons. Gene Ontology annotation, cellular component: cytoplasm; nucleus. The record is from RefSeq and is a predicted model, not a curated record. NCBI's taxonomy places the organism in Eukaryota, Ichthyosporea, Ichthyophonida. Bases 29 to 451 code for a protein of 140 amino acids. Gene Ontology annotation, biological process: proteasome assembly.
AGUAUAUCGCUGUUAAGCCAUCGAAACAAUGAACGUACAACCGACCAUCAAGCCUUCCCCUCAAUACUCUGAAGUAACUAAGGUUACGACGGGUGCGUUCGGAGUCCACGAUACUUUAAGAAAUGGACAGGGUCAUGCACUCAGCCAUGCUGAUAACGCGCAUCCUGUGGAGUUGAUGCAGAAGCAGACCAAGGUAUCUCAGAAACAACUCCGUCUGCAGAUGUUGCGUGACGUACAGGGUCUGCACGCCCCCAUGCGCCUCACCACAGAGCGAGCCUUGAUUAGCAAGCCACUGCACCACAUGCCGUGCAUCACUACCUCCAACAUUGCGCUGGAAACCUUUGACAACACAGACGAGUUCAUCGACUACACCGAUUACCUGAACGAUCCACGAGACGCCCCAGAGAUGGGCGAUCCCCACAUCAUGAUGGAGUAUAAAUUGAAAAUGUAAUUAAAUAAAUAGUACUUGAAUGUGGUAAAUACGC